AAAUCCUUCCCGCAGAACACUAGGGUAAUUCCUGCAGCAGGCAGUGACCUUCCUGAAUUGAUUGCUGGUGUUAGCAGCAGAGUACAGAUCACAUACACAAGAUGGCAGGCCGUGCUUUUGCAACGUGGUGGUCCAAGAUGAGGCCAUACUACACUCAAGCAUACCAAGAGAUGUGGGUUGGCGUGGGCAUUAUGACAUACCUGUACUACAAAGUGUCAUACGGUGGAAAGAAAGCUGUGAAAGACAGACAUCAUUAAUUUAAGAAGCUUGCCUGGACAUUGACCCCCCCCCCCCAUGAUUAUUUGUCACCUAUCUGAAUAGCCACCAUCUGUAUGUACUGUACCUGUCUGUACUUUGGAAACAAUAAAAUGGACUGUAAAAUG
Molecule: messenger RNA, 383 nt
Organism: Polyodon spathula (Mississippi paddlefish)
Lineage: Eukaryota; Metazoa; Chordata; Actinopteri; Acipenseriformes; Polyodontidae
Gene: atp5mj
Product: ATP synthase membrane subunit j
Exons: 4
Coding region: 102-257 (51 amino acids)
Cellular component (GO): mitochondrion
Source: RefSeq, a predicted model, not a curated record